Messenger RNA from Hordeum vulgare subsp. vulgare (domesticated barley), 680 nucleotides. RefSeq names its product histone H2A-like. Gene Ontology annotation, cellular component: nucleosome. Bases 91 to 561 code for a protein of 156 amino acids. The transcript has a single exon. Gene Ontology annotation, molecular function: structural constituent of chromatin; protein heterodimerization activity; DNA binding. NCBI's taxonomy places the organism in Eukaryota, Viridiplantae, Streptophyta, Magnoliopsida, Poales, Poaceae. The record is from RefSeq and is a predicted model, not a curated record.
CUCACCAACUCACCCCGCAAUCCACCAACCACCAUCACCAAAUCUCUCUGCCCCUAUCCAGCUUUCUCUCAAAAGCUCCGUCUGUCAGCAAUGGAGGUUUCAGGCGCUGCAGCGAAGGGAAAGAAGGGCGCUGCAGGGCGCAAGGCCGGCGGCCCGAGGAAGAAGUCAGUGACGCGGUCCGUGAAGGCCGGGCUCCAGUUCCCCGUCGGCCGCAUCGGGCGGUACCUCAAGAAGGGCCGGUACGCGCAGCGCGUCGGCACCGGUGCCCCCGUCUACCUCGCCGCCGUCCUCGAGUACCUGGCUGCCGAGCUGCUGGAGCUCGCCGGGAACGCCGCCAAGGACAACAAGAAGAGCCGCAUCAUCCCGCGCCACCUGCUGCUCGCCGUCAGGAACGACGAGGAGCUCGGAAAGCUGCUGGCCGGCGUCACCAUCGCGCACGGCGGCGUUAUCCCCAAGAUCAACCCGGUGCUGCUCCCCAAGAGGACCGCGGAGAAGGAGGGCAAGGGGCCCAAGUCCCCCAAGAAGGCCACCAAGUCCCCGAAGAAGGCCACCAAGGCUUAGGAACACGCAUAGGUUGAUGUAGGUUGCUUAAUGUCUGUAACAUUGGUCGUUGUUUGGCUAAUGGUGUCGAUGUAAUCUUUGCUGUUAAGAGUAAUGUCAGAAAUCUCUCUGAUCCGGAA